UGCGUGAAACGCCGACAAAACAUUUCUCUUUUCGGGCCAACUCAUCGGUUUCUCCACACAGAAUUAUGUUUAUUUUCAGUUUUAAAUGUGAUCAAUUGUAAAUUAUUUACAUCUUUAGAGUCAUUAAAAUUGCAUAAUUGAGAUGGAGGUUUAUUAUCUCGUGUUUUUUUUGAGCUUGUUUUGGCAUGGCAGCGACGGGAUCAUGUGGAGUUUGGCUCCGAACACACAGAAGUGUCUGAAGUCGGAAUUACAGGCUAAUGUACUGGUAGCAGGAGAGUACGAUGUUCAAGAGGUGCCUGGUCAGCGUGUUGACUACAUUGUGCGUGAUUCCAAAGGCCACAUCUUGUCACAAAGGGAAAGCAUCACUAAAGGCAAAUUCACGUUUGUGACAGACUCAUAUGAUACUUUUGAAGUCUGCUUCUUCUCCAAGGUUCCACCAGAACGACGCAGUGUCAGUCAAGAUGUCACUCUGGACCUUAAGAUUGGAAUUGAAGCCAAGAACUAUGAAGGCAUCGGUGAAGCAGCCAAGCUCAAGCCGGUGGAAUUAGAGCUGAAGCGACUGGAAGACCUGUCCGAAGCCAUUGUGCAGGACUUCACGCUCAUGAGAAAGCGUGAGGAGGAGAUGAGAGAUACUAAUGAAUCGACAAACAAUCGUGUAUUAUUCUUCAGUCUAUUCUCAAUGGUGUGCCUUCUCGGCCUGGCCACGUGGCAAGUACUCUACCUUCGCCGAUACUUCAAGGCCAAAAAACUCAUUGAAUAACCUAACUUCAUUAACUAAUCGUGGGUAGAUUCUUAUACAGAUAUUCGCCCUUGUUUAUAUUGUUGUUGUGUUACUUUUAUUCUUUAGUACUUAAUACACCCGUUUGUCGAGAAGGGCUCUUGACACUUCUAUGGUAUAUAUGGUAGACUCGUAUAAGAUUACAAAACAUAGUAUUAUUAUACUAAUUUCUAUUUACGCUAUAACGUGAGAAAUACGCGUACAAUUAAGUGAACAAAAAAUACUAAA
This is a messenger RNA of Hyposmocoma kahamanoa, 1006 nucleotides long. RefSeq names its product transmembrane emp24 domain-containing protein bai (gene bai). The transcript is spliced from 5 exons. Gene Ontology annotation, cellular component: COPII-coated ER to Golgi transport vesicle; Golgi apparatus; endoplasmic reticulum. The record is from RefSeq and is a predicted model, not a curated record. Lineage: Eukaryota; Metazoa; Arthropoda; Insecta; Lepidoptera; Cosmopterigidae. The coding region runs from base 143 to 760 and encodes 205 amino acids. Gene Ontology annotation, biological process: intracellular protein transport; Golgi organization; endoplasmic reticulum to Golgi vesicle-mediated transport.